This is a messenger RNA of Anopheles darlingi, 1836 nucleotides long. Its product is annotated as terminal uridylyltransferase Tailor-like. Gene Ontology annotation, biological process: mitochondrial mRNA polyadenylation. Gene Ontology annotation, molecular function: poly(A) RNA polymerase activity. The record is from RefSeq and is a predicted model, not a curated record. The transcript is spliced from 4 exons. NCBI's taxonomy places the organism in Eukaryota, Metazoa, Arthropoda, Insecta, Diptera, Culicidae. Bases 54 to 1520 code for a protein of 488 amino acids.
GUCCCAGAACGCAAAAAAAAAUUCUUCCGGCUGUACUUCUGAUCGGAUUUCUGAUGGAAUCAAGGCAGUUAUGGACCAAUCUGCUUGUGAAAAGGUUGAUCAUAGAUCUAAAAUCUUACCAAGAAGAUUCGAUUGCUCUUCACUCCUACACGCUGUCGCAGUUUGAACCACUAAUCGCGAGUGCGCAAACCAUUUUGUCCAAGUGUACAGUUUUAGAAGCUAGUAAAGACGACGACGACAUGAAAAAGAUUGUGGAUAACAGCUAUCUCCCGGAAAUCAUCCGAUGCCAUGUGUGUAAUGAAUCAGUUGCGAGCUAUCAUACGUUUAAGGAUCAUCUGCAAAGUAAACAUGGAAUCUUCUUCAAUGCUGAACCGAAGCUCGCUUCUAUUGUAUCGCCCCAAAUACCGCCAACAAACCCAGCACAUGUUUCCUUUUUGGAACCUAAUUGCAUACGACCGACGACCGAGAAUCUUUCGAAAAGCACCAAAAACUUCCUGAGCAAGGACCCGGAUCGUGUCGCUAGAAAUCAUAUGGCAAUGGGUGAUCUGAUUCGAAACGAUUCCAAAAACCGUCACCAUCUGUCGCAAUUGCAAAACAUACUUAUUGAGCACUUUCCAAGCGUUGUCUGUUACCAGUUUGGAUCGCGUAGCCUCGGUACCGCUUCAAUUACCAGCGAUAUUGAUGUGUUCGUUGAUUUGGAAGGCACAUUCUAUGGAAGGGAGGGAAAGCACGAUGUCUCCACACCGCAGGAAGCGGUUCAAGUGGUAAAAUCUAUCUUGGAGAAUACGUCCCUUUGGGUGAUAGAAGUUGCGAGUCCCAAGGCAAGAGUGCCGUUGUUGAAAGUGGUCCACUUGGAUACUGGCAUGAAGUGCGAUCUUACGUUCACCGAUGGUCUGGGAUAUUGCAAUACCAAAUUGCUGGAGUAUCUGGUCAGUCUGCAACCGACCUGUCGUGCCCUGAUUUGCUAUCUCAAGCAUUGGAACAUCGAUAGCUGCCUGACUAGCUACACCAUUGCCCUGAUGGUGGUCUUCUUUUAUCAGUGCCAUGGGCUGCUCCCUUCGGUGGAGUUUUUGCAAAGAUAUCCAUAUUGUGUCAAGAAUAUCGAUUGUUGGAACGUCGGGUUUGCAACUCCGCCCCUUUCGGAACUGGGAAUGAUACAAUGUAUGGAACCAGUCAGCGAUUUAGCACGCAAUUUUUUCCAUUUCUACAGUAAUCAAACGGAUGGAUUCUCAUGGGAUACCGAUAUCGUGUGUCCAUUCAUGGGUAGACUUGGAAUCACAAAAAAGAUAUUCAAGGACCCUAACCUAACCGAAAUGCCGCAUGAAAUGGUACGAUAUCGAUAUUACAUGACCAAGCACGAGAUGGAAACAGACUACUUGAAGCUGUUUGCAUACGACCGACCGUUCGUCGUACAAGAUCCUAUCGAUCUAUCGCACAACGUUGCCAAAGGCAUAGCUGCAGUAAAGGCGGCUAAAUUUAUAAGAUAUUUCUAUCUAAGUGCACUUUAUCUGUCCGCAUAGUAUCAUUAAGAACACUUCUUAAUGAUACUAUGCGGACAGAUAACACUUGAGUUAAAAGUAGCCAGUGACGAUAACGUGCUCAUACGGGUGCACAACGAAUUAUUUUCAAAGAAGUAGGGUUACAAAGAACAAUGAUUUUUACCAUUGAAUGUGCCAUUAGAAAAGAAGAGAAAGGUGAAUUUUACGAGAGGACAGCUAACAAACCAUCGGGACAUUAGACAAGUUUGUCAAAUGUGUCUUUACAACGACUAGUUCUCUCUUGAAGCAAUCUAAGAUGCAAUAUAUUUAUAAUAAAAACGAUGAACUCAAGCACGGU